GAGAGCAGCGACCGGAGCCGAAACUUUGUAACCCGAGCGCGCCGGCCCCGCGCUCCUCCCAGCCCAAGUCCAGCCCCGGAGGGAGGCGCAGGAGGUGGGACCUGGGGCCGGGAAGGCUCGGGGACGCCAGCGCACGCGGAGCGGAGACCCCGGGAGAGCGCGCCGCAGAAGAGGAGGAGCUGGAGGGGGGAGCGGAGCGCGCGGCCGGAGAACCCGAGGAAGCAGUCCCGGCGAUCGGCGCGGUCGAGCGGCCGGGAGCAGCUGGGCCCGAAGGGUCCCGCGCCGAGCCGAGGCCAGGGGAGCCUGGGGUCACGGCCCCGCGUCCCCGCAGCUGCCGUCGUCCAGGAGCGGCAGCUGUGCCCGGGCUCCCGGCGGCGGCGGCGGGGGGGAGGAGGAGGAGCUGCAGCUGGACGGUGGCAGCUGGAGGAGGAGCCGCGCGGCGGUCCGGGUGCCGGGGAGGGGACCGCGCUGUCCAGGCUGAGCCGCGCUGGGAUGACCCGCUGACCGCGGCCAUGGAGCCUUGACGGGGAGCUCCGGCGCGCGGGGACCAGCCGCGGGGCGCGCCCUCCCGGGAAGGGGCAGCCGGCCCUGGUAGCCAGACUUUAACCGCCGACUCUAGCCCAGCUGGGAGCAGAGCCCUUUACCAUGGAACCCGUGACCAAGUGGAGCCCCAAACAAGUGGUGGACUGGACUAGAGGGCUAGAUGAUUGCCUGCAGCAGUAUGUUCACAAGUUCGAACGGGAGAAGAUAAACGGAGAGCAGCUGCUGCAGAUUUCCCAUCAGGAUCUUGAAGAGCUGGGGGUCACGCGAAUUGGACACCAGGAACUCGUGUUGGAGGCUGUCGACCUUCUCUGUGCACUGAAUUACGGCCUUGAAACCGAUAAUAUGAAGAACUUGGUUCUGAAACUGCGAGCAUCUUCUCACAACUUACAGAAUUACAUAAGUAGCCGGCGGAAAAGUCCGGCUUACGAUGGGGACACUUCCCACAAGCCCCCCAACGAACUCCUGACCUCUGUGGUGGAGCUAAUCGGUGCUGCUAAGGCCUUGUUAGCUUGGCUGGACCGGGCUCCAUUUACAGGGAUCACCGAUUUCUCAGUAACGAAGAACAAGAUCAUUCAGCUCUGCCUGGACCUGACCACUACAGUCCAGAAGGAUUGCCUUGUAGCAGAAAUGGAGGAUAAAGUUUUAGCCGUAGUCAAGGUUUUAAAUGGCAUCUGUGACAAAACAAUACGAUCUGCUACAGAUCCUGUUAUGAGCCAGUGUGCGUGUCUGGAGGAAGUUCACCUGCCAAACGUUAAGCCUGGGGAAGGCCUGGGCAUGUACAUCAAAUCAACCUAUGAUGGAUUGCACGUGAUUACUGGAACCACCGAGAAUUCUCCUGCAGACAGAUCUCAGAAGAUUCAUGCUGGUGAUGAAGUCAUUCAGGUUAAUCAGCAAACUGUGGUGGGAUGGCAGCUGAAAAAUCUGGUGAGGAAGUUGAGGGAGAAUCCUACUGGCGUCGUAUUACUGCUUAAGAAGCGUCCCACGGGCUCUUUCAACUUUACCCCUGCCCCCCUGAAAAACCUACGGUGGAAACCACCGCUGGUGCAGGUAUCCGUUACUGGUUGUGAACUUCACCUGGUGUCAGCACGUGAACAGCGUCAUCGUUGUUGGCCUCCAGAAGUGACAAAAUUGAAGACCUCACCUCCACCCACAACAACCCAGUCCCCUGAAAGCACAAUGGAUACCUCACUGAAGAAGGAGAAGCCCGCCAUCUUGGAUCUUUAUAUCCCUCCUCCACCAGCCGUUCCCUACUCGCCCCGGGAUGAGAACGGGAGUUUUCUUUAUGGAGGAUUCAGUAAGUGUAAACAGCCCUUGCCUGGACCUAAGGGCUCAGAGUCCCCAAAUUCCUUCUUGGACCAGGAGAGCCGAAGACGGAGAUUUACCAUCGCUGAUUCUGAUCAGUUGCCCGGGUAUUCGGUGGAAACCAAUAUUCUGCCCACAAAAAUGAGAGAGAAAACACCGUCUCAUGGCAAGCCCCGGCCUUUGUCCAUGCCUGCAGACGGGAGCUGGAUGGGGAUCGUGGACCCUUUUGCCAGACCUCGAGGUCAUGGGAGGAAGGGUGAGGACGCCCUCUGCCGGUAUUUCAGCAAUGAGCGGAUCCCUCCCAUCAUCGAAGAAAGCUCCUCACCCACAUACCGUUUCUCAAGGCCCACAGCAGAGAGGCAGCUGGUCCGAGGCGCAGACUAUGUCCGAGGGAGCAGGUGCUACAUCAGUUCAGAUCUCCACAGCAGUGCCACGAUUCCAUUCCAGGAGGAAGGGACCAGAAAGAAGCCGGUGGCCGCGGCGGCCAAGUCCUCCUCUACAGAACCGUCCCUGCUGGUCAGCUGGUUUACCCGCCUGAAACUGUUGACUCACUGAGCCCUGCCCUCCCUGGACUCUUCCCUGUCUCCUGUUCCCAAGUGCCUUGCUUCCUCAGUUGACAACCUCUUCUGGUUUUCAUCCACAGUAUUACGUAGUGACCUUAUGCAAUUUCAUUGUUGUUUUUUUCUUUUGGAAGUUGUAUACUGACCUUCUUGGAAUCUCAAAGUCAUUGGGUGGGAACAGAUCCAGAGGAUCUUAGGUGUUGGCUUGUGGAGGCAGGAGAGAAAUGAGUAGAGUCGGCUUUUCUUGCUUCCUUAGAGUUGGAACACAGAGAUGCUAUAUAAACUGGGGCCUUGGCCAGGGAUGGUAUGGCCAUUAUGAGGCCAUUGUCAGCUUGGGAGGUGGGGCUAAAAUUGGUGGCCGUUGUCACACAGAUGUGUUGGUUUGUGGUCCAGCUUCUUCACCUGAAAGAAAGCCAAGGGAGAAAACAUUUUUGUGUUGAUUUUUCAAGCUAUGUACUGUAUUCGUAAGUGUAGCAGCUUUGACUUUGAAAUAACAUGUAGCAUGUAUUUCAUGCUGUUUCAAAGAAGUGGGUUAAGUGUAGGCCUGUUACACUUGGUCAUACCCUUGUCAUAACCAUCUCCAUAGAUAAGUCAAUUAAUGCAGAAACACGUGAACACAUUUAGAUAGGGCUUAUUACACACAAAGAAGUUCACGGUUAUUUGUGAGGGGGAUGUUAUACGUUAUUGUCUUUAAGGGAAAGAAGCUAUAAGAUUUGCUGACAGCCAAAGUAUCAUGCAGAAAAAUGAAGCAACAAUAUUUAGGUUUAUGAGAGAUACAUCAGUUUGCAUUUUGACUGUUUAAUGCCUGUCUUCCAGAAAAAAAAAAGGCAAUUCUUCAAAAUUGUACAUAUUUGCUAAAUAGAAAUCUCUUGGAAAGUCUCACGGUCACUCAUCUUCAACUAGCAUCAGGUAUUUUGGAAAAGUGUGUCUGGAUAUUAACUCUUGUUUAAACUGAAUGUAUGAUAUUUUGUUAGAACAGAAAAGUACUAUCUUGUUAAUUUAAGUGUUUUAAAUAUAGUUGUAUAUUUUUCUUACUCUUAG
This is a messenger RNA of Prionailurus viverrinus (fishing cat), 3446 nucleotides long. It is a transcript of the gene CNKSR3, whose product is annotated as CNKSR family member 3. The record is from RefSeq and is a predicted model, not a curated record. Gene Ontology annotation, biological process: regulation of signal transduction. Gene Ontology annotation, cellular component: cytoplasm; membrane. NCBI's taxonomy places the organism in Eukaryota, Metazoa, Chordata, Mammalia, Carnivora, Felidae. The transcript has 13 exons. Bases 646 to 2400 code for a protein of 584 amino acids. Gene Ontology annotation, molecular function: protein binding.